This is a messenger RNA of Ahaetulla prasina, 9250 nucleotides long. RefSeq lists its product as uncharacterized. The transcript is spliced from 17 exons. Gene Ontology annotation, molecular function: DNA-binding transcription factor activity, RNA polymerase II-specific; RNA polymerase II cis-regulatory region sequence-specific DNA binding. Gene Ontology annotation, biological process: regulation of transcription by RNA polymerase II. The record is from RefSeq and is a predicted model, not a curated record. Lineage: Eukaryota; Metazoa; Chordata; Lepidosauria; Squamata; Colubridae. The coding region runs from base 693 to 6545 and encodes 1950 amino acids.
CUGGAAACGCCUUCUUAACGCCCUGCGACAGUAUUUUUGUUGCUUCGCAAGAAGCGGAUGUUGCUGAUGAGGCUGAACUCCGCGUUUGGCAUGCAGUUUCCAACCUAGGUCGCAGGGGCUGGGGAAACGGGUGGGUCCUGUUUCCCCCCAUUGUGCUCACCCAGAGGCUGGCUGGUUGACGGUUUAUAGAUUCCUGAAGGUUGGAGCCUCUGGUGCUUCCCCUUUCAAGGGGAAGGGAAACGGGCAAUUUGUCGCAUCUCAGGAAAGAAGGCUGUCCUGAGCAGCAAUAUGCAUUGUCUGCAGCAUCUGCAGAAGUGAAAGCUGAAUUUAUAUAUCAAGAGGUCUCAGCUGAUCUCAGAAAGUUUCAACAAGCCCUAUGGGUUGGUUAACAAAGUAUAGAUCUUUUUUUUGUAAAACUAUGUGAAGUUGUUGAAGAGUCUGCUUUUAAUUACUUUUUAAAAGACAACUUUGGUUCCCUUCAUCCUGCGUUUGAUUUCAGAUUGGGAGUUGGAUGUGUGCUGUUUUAACUGCAAACUUCCUGUUUCCAUAGAAACAAAAACUGGUCACCAAAGAGAGCUCAGUGGUCUGUUUGGAUUCCUCACUGGACCUUUUCAGAAGUUCUGAUUUUAUAGGUGGAAGAAGGUUUGGAGAGUUUUUACCCAUUGGGAAUUUCGAUUGAGCAUAGAUGGAAAAUGGAUAGAAAAAGAUCAGAAUGUGAGGGAACAGCAGUACGCCCUUUCCUUCCAAGGGAGACCAGUCUGAACAUUUGGGAAACAUGCAAGCAGAAGAUCCCAGAUGAAGAAAAAAUCAGCGCUGACAUCCAGCGACAAAUGUUUAGGGAGUUCUGCUACCAGGAGACUAAGGGCCCCCGAGAAAUAUGCAGCCAUCUUCAUUAUCUUUGCUCCCAGUGGCUGCAGCCAGAGAGGAAUUCAAAGUCACGGAUACUGGACAUGGUGAUCCUGGAGCAAUUCCUGGCCAUUCUGCCCCCAGAGAUCAAGGACUGGGUCAAGGAAUGUGGAGUGGAGACUAGUUCUCAGGCAGUGGCUCUGGCAGAAAGCUUUCUUCUGAACCAAGUGGAGGAGAAGAAGCAGGAAGAGAUGAAGUUGAAAGUGAAGACGUCCUGUCUUAAUUUGGUCACUGAAUGCUCUGAAGCAAGAGGGAAUCUGUUCAAACCUUCUAGGGAUCGAUUUUUAGGAGACAUCUCCCAAAAUGAUCUAGUCCAUGACAGACCACCAGAGAACAAAACAAUGAGUCAGCUCCCAUUGGGAAAUGAAGCUUCUCUUUCUGGUGGAGUGGAAAUGGGGGCUGUCCUUCCAGCUCAGGAUUCCAUAGCCUUCAAGGAGGUGGUCAUCUAUUUCACCAAGGAGGAGUGGGCUCUGCUAGACUCUGAUCAGAAAGCUCUCCACGAAGAAAUCAUGUUGGAGACUUGUAGGAAUGUGGCUUUUCUGAGUAACGAGCGGAAGAAUAAACAGGAAACAGGGAUAGAGCCAUUGCAAGUCAUCAAGGUUGAAGUGGGAGAAGAGACAUUUCAAAAUCAGUGCCCAUCAAAAAACCAAGAGAAAAUUCAACUAAACAUCCAGAGGCAUAAAAAUGCUAAAAUCUAUGACUUCCUAACCUCAAAAAAUAUUAAAACAGAGAGAAGGCGACAAAGUUUAGAUUUUCAGAAAAUAUUUGAAGAUCCAUUAGAUUUAAAUAAACAAUGCGAAUGGAAAGACGAUGGGAAAAAGUACAGGAGGUUUUGCUCUUUUACUCUGCAUCAACAAGAUUACACGGGAAAGAAACCGUUUAAAUGCAAGGUAUGUAGGAAAAGCUUCAGCAAGUACAGUAAAAUUAUUGCACACGAAAGAAUCCACACAGGGGAGAAGCCAUUUAAAUGCAUGGAAUGCGGUAAGAGUUUUACUCAGAGUAGUCACCUUACGUCCCAUAAAAGGAUCCACACAGGGGAGAAACCUUAUAAGUGCUUGCAAUGUGGAAAGAGCUUUACUCAAAAUAGUCACCUUACUUACCACAAAAGGCUUCACUCGGGGGAGAAACCGUAUAAAUGCACCGAGUGUGGAAAGAGCUUUGCUGAUUCCAGUUCCCUUCUUGUGCAUAAAAGGAUCCACACCGGGGAGAAACCUUACAAAUGCACGGAUUGUGGCAAGAACUUCACCUUGAGUAGUCACCUUACUUCCCAUAAAAGGAUCCACACAGGAGAGAAACCAUUUCAGUGUAUGGAAUGUGGAAAGAGCUUUAGUACAAAGAGUUCUCUUAAAUUUCAUAAAAAGAUCCACACAGGGGAAAGACCGUAUAUAUGCAUAGAAUGUGGAAAGAGCUUCAAGCGGAUUGCUGAUCUAACUCGACAUGACAGAACGCACAGAAAAGAAGUUCCAUACAAAUCUACCAGGCGUGGUAAAAGCUUCCAUAACAACAGACACCUUACUUCGCGUCAAAGAGUAGAAAAGCCACUUGAAUGCAGACAGUGUGGGGAUGAGCUUCCCAUUAAUUAUACUGAGGCACAAGAAAGGAACCUGGAAAAUCAAAGCGAAACAAACAAAAUUCUACCUCUGUUGGAAAACGCAAUCAAAAUGGAUUUGUGGUACCAACCAGAGGACAGAAGAGUUGCUCAUGCUUCACAGCCCGAAUGGAAAGAAGAGAGGAUUGGGCAGAAGAACCAAGAUGAAGAAAAUACCAGUUUGGCUGGCCAGUGGCAACGGUUGAAAAAUCUCUGUGGUAAGGAGGCCAACGGGCCACGAGAGGUUUGCAGCCAACUACACGACCUUUGUCGUCGGUGGCUAAAGCCUGGAAGAAACACAAAAGCUCAGAUGUUAGAUCUCUUGGUUCUGGAGCAGUUCUUGGCUAUCCUGCCCCCGGAGAUGAAGAGCUGGAUCCAGGAAUGUAGAGCCGAGACCAGUUCCCAAGCGGUAGCCCUCGCAGAAGGUUUCCUCCUGAGCGAAGCAGAGCAGAAGGAGCAGGGGCAACUGCAGCUUCAGGAGCCCCUUGUUGAGGUGGCUGUUGAAUGCUCUAAAGCAUGGAGAGAUGUGCUGCAUCCCUCUCAGGAGCUGGACUUCGGGGAGAGCUCCCAGGAAGAGCCAUCUAAGAACAUCCCAUCAGAGAAUGGAAAGUUACAGAUGGCACCUGUGGAAAUAUCCCCUCUUUAUAAUGAAACGGAAACAGUAGUUAUUCUUCCAGCUCAGGUCCCGCUGAUUUUUGAUGAUGUAGCAGUAUUUUUCACUGGGGAAGAAUGGGCUCUGUUGGAUUUCAACCAAAAAAAUCUCUACAGGGAGGUCAUGCUGGAAAAUGCGAGGAACCUGGCCACCUUGGCAGGUGGCGGAUGGGAGAAUUGUGAAGAGACAGCUUCCCAAACAGUCAGAACUGAAAUUGGAGAAGAGACGUUUCAAACUCAGCAAGGGCCACAACGGCCAGAGGCAAAAUGGUUAAAUGGUGACCUGCAAAACGCUUCUACUUCUCAAAACUCGGAUGCCCAUCUUUUCCUGAUCCAGGAAGAUAACAGAGAAACGAGGAUGGGCUUCCCAUUUGGAGAAAUAAUUAGUGAGGAAUCCGAUGUAUGCGGAAACCCCAGCGUUUAUAUGAAAGAGACGCAAGACGAAGGCGUGGAAGACGGGAAAAGUUUCAUCCCUCUUGCUUUCCAUCGAAGCAUCCCUGUAGAAGGGAAACUGUAUCGAUGCACAGAAUGCGGCAACAGCUUCAACAAUAGCAGCCAUUUUAUUUCCCACCAGAGGACCCACUCGGGGGAGAAACCCUACAAAUGCCUGGACUGUGGGAAGAGCUUCAGUGAAAAUAGCUCCCUGACUUCCCAUAAAAGGAUCCAUUCGGGCGAGAAACCGUAUCGAUGUGUCGACUGCGGAAAGGGCUUCAGUCAGAGCGGGCAGCUGACUUCCCAUAAAAGGAUCCACACGGGAGAAAAGCUGUACACGUGCGCGGAAUGCGGCAAGAACUUCAGUCAGAAUGGCCAGCUGACGUCGCAUAAAAGGAUUCAUUCCGGAGAGAAACCAUAUAAAUGCCCCGUAUGCGGGAAAAGCUUCAGCCAGAGUGGCCACCUCACUUUUCAUAAAAGGAUUCACACAGGAGAGAAACCCUAUAAAUGCCUAGAAUGUGGAAAGAGCUUCGCCAUAAGCAGUCACCUUACUUCCCAUAAAAGGAUCCACACGGGGGAGAAACCCUAUAAGUGCGCCGAGUGUGGAAAAACCUGCAGUACCAACAGUGACCUGACUUUGCAUAAAAGGAUCCAUUCAGGGGAGAAACCCUAUAAGUGCACGGAAUGUGGGAAAGACUUCAGUCAGCGAAGUAAUCUUAUCUCCCACAAAAGUAUACACUCGGGAGAGAAACCCUAUAAAUGUAUGGAGUGUGGGAAGAGCUUUAAUCAGCGCAGUAACCUUAUUUCUCAUAAAAGGAUCCACUCCGGAGAGAAACCCUACAAAUGCAUGGAAUGUGGCAAGAGCUUCACUUGGAACUGUCAGCUGACGUCACAUAAAAAGAUUCACCCCGGGGACCCCCAAAUAAACGUUUUGACUGUCGAGAGAGCUUCAUGGACCCCGGCGGUGGAUGGGGGGAGGCCGCCGCGUCUGCGCUGCUCUCCAGCUGCGAGAGAUCGGAGCGCGGCAUCCUUCCUGCUGGCGCGCCUGGCUUUGGAGAUCGGGGUGCCGGAUGGGAUUGAGAAAAGGUUUUCCAGGAAGAAAAAUUCCUUGUCUCCCAAGAUGGCGCAGGGCAGUUCUUCCUGCCAUCCUGCUCCAAUCAAUGAAAAAUACUUUGCAGAUGGGGAAAGUCCUUUGAAUUUGACCAGAACAGCAUUUAAGCACAGAAGGAAAAUAGACACACAACACACAGCAAGGGAAGGAGAAAGAAAAGGCCCCAGUGUUGUACUGAAGGAGACUGCUGGGAAAUUCACGGAAAAAAACAAUCAAUACAUCCUGGAAGGAGAACCUACCAAUGGGGUUCUAGAAAUGUACUUUUCCAAGGAAUUCUGCUGCCAAGAGUCUGAUGGGCCCCGAGAACUUUGUAGCCGACUCCACCAUAUUUAUCGUCAACAGCUAAAGUUAGAAACGCACACAAAGGCUCAGAUACUGGACCUUCUGGUCCUGGAGCAGUUCCUGGCUGUCCUUCCUCCAGAGAUGACAAGUUGGGUCCGGGAGUGCGGAGCCGAGACCUGUUCCCAGGCUGUGGCCCUGGCCGAAGGCUUUAUCCUGAGCCAAGCGGAGGAGAAGAAGCUGAAGACUCAGGAGCCCUUCGUUGAGAUGGCCGUUGAACACGGCGAUAAAUAUCCUCUUCAGGAGCUGGUCUUUGGUGGGAUCUUCAAGGAGAAGCCAUUUCUGAACCCAUGUGCAGCAAAUGGUACAACAGCGAUGCUACCUGUAGAAACAUCUCUCCGUUAUUGUGGAACAGAAACAGUGGUUGUACUUCCAACUCAGGAACCAGUAACCUUUGAGGAUGUAGCUGUGUUUUUCUCCAAUGUUGAGUGGGCCAUGUUGAAUUUUGACCAAAAAUCUCUCUACAAGGAGGUGAUGCUGGAAAAUGCAAGCAAUGUGAUCUCCUUAGCAGGUGAUGGACAACAGAUUGAGAGUUAUACGAAACAAGCCGUAGAGCCUUCAAAAUCAGUGGAAACCAAAAUCAGAGGAGAGAUAUUUGAAAAUCUGUGGGGGCCACAAAGUCCCAAGGGAACCCAGUUGAACAGAGACAUGGAAGGAUCUCUCCUCUCUCCACAUGCCUGCAGGGACAAGGAUAAAAAGUGCCGUUUGGACGUUUCUCUUGCUUUACCCCAAGAUUUUGAGCUUAGAGAGAAAAGAUACAAAUGCACGGAGUGUGGGAAAAGCUUCAGCAAGAACAGCAACCUGAGUGCCCAUAAAAGGAUCCACACAGUAGAAAAACCGUAUGAAUGCACGGAAUGUGGGAAAAGCUUCCGCAGGAAUAAUAAUCUUACCUCCCAUAAAAGGAUCCAUUCCGGAGAGAAACCAUAUCAAUGCGCGGAGUGCGGGAAGAGCUUCCGCAAGAAGAGUCACCUUACGUCUCAUAAAACAAUCCACACUGGGCUGAAGCCGUAUAAGUGCGCGGAGUGUGGGAAGAGCUUCAGCAUGAACAGUUACCUUACCUCCCAUAAAAGGAUCCACACUGGGGAAAAACCGUACCAGUGCACGGAGUGCGGGAAGAGCUUCAAUGGCUUGACUUCCUUUACCACUCAUAAAAGGCUCCACUCGGGCGAAAAACCGUACAAAUGCACGGAAUGCGGAAAGAGUUGCAACACCAGCAGCGAUCUCACUUACCACAGAAGGAUCCAUUCAGGGGAGAAGCCGUAUAAAUGCCUGGAGUGCGGAAAAACCUUCCGUAUUAGCUCUUCCCUUACUUGCCACAGAAGGAUCCAUACAGGGGAGAAACCCUAUCAGUGCCCGGACUGUGGAAAGCGCUUCAUCAUGAGUUCUUCCCUUACAUGCCACCGAAGGACCCACACUGGAGAGAAACCGUAUAAAUGUUUAGAGUGUGGGAAAAGUUUCAGUCAGAAUGGCCACCUCACUUCUCAUAAGAGGGUUCACGCCGGGGAAAAAAUUCAGUAGUGAAAGGUCUUCUCUUACUCCUAUUCCCUUAACUCAGUGGUAGUCAACCUGGUCCCUACCGCCCACUAGUGGGCGUUCCAGCUUUCAUGGUGGGCGGUAGGGGUUUUGUCCGAUACUGAAGCACUUUCCUUUUUUUUUUUAAUUUAAUUGACUUUUUAAAAAAAUUUCAUAGCAUUAUUUAAAAACAUUUUCAUUAGGUUUUCAUAAAAUUCCCCGUGACAAUUUAAAUUUCUGAAAAUAUACUGUUUGUAUCGCCUGCGCAUAAGUUUAGUUCACGUUACCCAAGUGAAACUAAAUGGCGCUAGAGUGCGACCGCAAACAAAAGAGCCUCGUCCCAGAAUAGCUCGUGCAACUCGCCCCACACCACCCAGCUGUAACAGACAAGCAAAGCUGGUAGCCGGCGCCCCUCCCCCAAACCCAAUCCACGACGCGCGAGAGGCAUGCGCAGAUGACGAUACACGGCGCAUUACUGUGGAACCGGUGGGUAGUUAGAAAAUUUUACUACUAACAGAGAAACAAAAGUGGGCGGUAGGUAUAAAAAGGUUGACUACCCCUGCCUUAACUUAACAAAUGUUUAUUAUUCAGCAUGUAUCAGCAGUCAUAUUUCGUGAUCCUUCAUGGCCUUUUUGGAAGCCAAGUUGGACAUAUGGCAUUUCUUUUUCCAUUUCCUUUAGAAUAUAGGACGAUUCUAAGCAUCAUUUUGCUACCAUUUGAAAUUCAGGAUAUUGUAUGAUAGUUUGUUCACUCCCUUAAGCCAGGGGUUUCCAAGUUUGGUCCCUUUAAGACUUGUGGACUUCAACUCCCAGAGUCCCUCAGCCAGCAAAGUAAAAAGCAGCAACUGUAAACAGUAAAAUGCAGCAACUGGCAAGAUCAAUUUUUCUCUAUGAGUGUCGUGUCCCACUCCUCCUCUGACGGCCGGGUCGGGGAAGUCCGUAUCAAGCGUGCCUCUGCAGCUCUGCCAAAGUCCUAUCAGAGUCCUCAGGGCAGGCAGGAAUCCAAGAUGUGACUUCAGCAAUCCAGAUUAGACUUUGCCUGACUCAGAGAAUGCCAGAAAGCAGAUCCUUUAUAUAGGCCAUGGGGGUGUGGCUCCAUGACUCAGCACUUAUCCAGGCCUGCCCCUCCCUUCCUUUUGCUGACAUCGCCUCUCCAUUCUCUGGAAGCGUGGAUCUAUCCAUUGCAUCGUUUCGUCUCCAGCUGUUGGUAAUCCCAGCUCGUGGCUGGCUUCAGGCGCACAUGCUAUCGGAGGGAGGUUUGUUUGUUCGGUUUGUCCGGGCAUGGUGCCAGGGCUGGGGGCUGGAGGCAUGCCAGGACAUUCUUCAGCACUAUCAGCAUCCGGCAGAAGAUAAGAGGGGCCCGGCUGCGGCGGGGGGGGAGGGGCGAGCGAGGCACAACAAUGAGUAAGAUAGAAAAUGCUGCCCAUGACUGACGGAGUCAUCAGGGGCCCAUGAAAGCUGAAUCACAUUUAAUAAUAUCCAAUUCAUUGCUUUCGAAUGACUUACUUUGCGAGUUUGGUGGAAGGAGAUUGGUGGGACACAAAUGGGUAAAAUAUGACAGGGGUUGCCGGGAGGAUCCCACCAAUAUGGAAGUCUCUCGAUCGAUAAUAACUCUGGAACCCGUCCUGAUCUGUGAUGAAAUUCAGCGGGCAUUUCAUCUUUGGCUUCCUGCUGGCUGCAUUGGGCAGAAGCGAGAGGAGCAAGAAAAGAGAACAAUGUUCCAGCUCUACCUCUGAAAGUCUCGUCCCUUCUUGAUGAACUAAAGGUCAUAUCAGGAACUGAAUCUGGCCAGUGUUUCAACAUUAGCAAAGGGGAUUGAUUAUAUUAAUUCUUACAUUGGCGUUGUCUCUAUCCCUGCCCUUAAUCUCAGCCUAAACUCUCCAUGGUACACUAUGAUUUUAUUUUGGCAUUAGCCUGUCCAGGCAUGACAGGGCCUCUGGUGGCUCAACAGACUAAUGCAGUCUGUUAUUAACAGCAGCUGCUUGCAAUUACUGCAAGUUCAAGUCCCACCAGGCCCAAGGUUGAGUCAGCCUUCCAUCCUUUAUAAGGUAGGUAAUAUGAGGACCCAGAUUGUUGGGGGCAAUAAAAGUUGACUUUGUAUAUAAUAUACAAAUGGAUGAGACUAUUGCUUGACAUAGUGUAAACCGCCCGAGUCUUCAGAGAAGGGUGGGAUAUAAAUGCAAAUUAAAAAAAAAACGGUGAGCACAGUGCUGAUGGAAGAUUACCUUUGGGUUUUGGGCUGUGUCUUGAUAAUUAUAAGGUUUUAUAAUUAUCAGGACAUUUCCUGUCUCUAUAUUUCUGGAAGCAGGUGCAGGAAGGAUGAGAAAGUCUCUAACAAGUUCCCUAUGGUGAAUAUAAACUUGAGCUAUCUUUAGCGGUGUGAAGGACUAGGAAAAACUCUUAAAGAUGAGUACGUAAUAUACCAUUAUCAUACAACAGGGACUCUAUGGAUUCAUACUUCUAAACAUGGAUUAAAUAAUGUCUUCUGCCAAUUCGUACUUUUUCUCCCUUUGGACUGUCUGAACUGGAAGAACCAAUGGAUACCUUGAGGUGGUUGUUCAGAUCCAAGUGUUACCAGAUGUUCACAUUAAAACACUCCUAAUUUUCAUCUGGUGGUUCAUUGUUUCAUGAGUUUCAUCAAGGAUGUUUUGGGAAAGCCUUUUAACUUCUUAAUAUCAUGCCCAACUCUUUGUCAUCCAUGAUUUACUGCAU